AUGGGUUCCAUUACAGAACCAUCCCCGGUGCCAAACCACGGAAAGCCCCUUGGAAUCCAGCUGGUAGAACACGUAAAAAAGUCGAAAAUUUCGUACAAGACUCACCAAGCCAUAGUCCUAAUCGUGACCUUUUUCGCCUACUUAACCUACCACGCCACCCGUAAAACCACAAGUGUCGUCAAGAGCGCGCUCGACCCACAAUCACCGGAUGUCGAGCUAAAAUCACCCUUCUCGUGGACGAGGGCCUACUCGCACAACCCGCUCGAGACUGCAAAGCUCAGCAACUCGUGGGUUCUUGGAUCCGGGUGGGCCCCGUUCAACGGGCCCGAAGGUACCACUCUGCUAGGGGUGCUCGAUGUGGCCUUCCUCUUCGUGUAUGCCAUGGGAAUGUACUUCUCGGGCCACGUAGGAGAUAGAAUGGACCUUAGGAUAUUUCUCACCAUAGGAAUGGUCGGAACUGGUUUGUUCACUUCCCUAUUUGGGGUUGGGUAUUGGGGGAACAUUCAUUUGUUUUACUAUUAUUUACUAGUCCAAAUGCUGGCCGGUUUGUUCCAGUCGACCGGGUGGCCAUCGGUUGUGGCUGUUGUCGGUAACUGGUUCGGGAAGAAAAAGAGAGGGCUCAUUAUGGGGAUUUGGAACGCGCACACGUCCCUAGGCAACAUAACUGGCUCCGUUGUUGCUUCGGUUUUGUUGAAGUACGGUUGGGGUUGGUCCAUGGUGGUACCCGGCCUGGGUAUUGCCUUUGUGGGGUUAUUGCUCUUCUGUUUCUUGCCGGUUAGUCCUGAGUCUGUUGGGGUCAGCUUAGACGAGGAAGAUGAUUCGCCGCUGAUGUCACCCAAGAAGGAAGGUGAAGAGAUAACCGAGCCUCUUUUGAGGUCGAAAUCUGACGAUAGGGACGCCGUUGGGUUUUUGGAGGCAUGGAGGAUUCCCGGGGUUGCCCCGUUUUCGCUGUGCCUUUUCUUCUCGAAAUUGGUGGCGUACACUUUCCUUUACUGGCUCCCGUUCUACAUUAGCCACACUGCUAUUGAAGGAAGAUACUUGUCCAACGAGGAGGCUGGGAACCUAUCAACGAUGUUCGACGUGGGAGGGGUAAUUGGGGGAAUUCUCGCGGGCCACAUUUCGGACAGGCUAGACGCUAGAGCCAUAACGGCCGCCAGUUUCAUGUACUGUGCAAUACCGGCACUCUUCUUCUACAGAAGCUACGGACACGUGUCCAUGGCCCUGAACGUGGUACUUAUGCUAGUGACGGGUAUGUUUGUGAACGGGCCUUACGCGCUCAUCACCACCGCGGUCUCGGCUGACCUCGGGACCCACAGUAGCCUCAAGGGGAACUCGCGGGCCCUGGCCACGGUCACGGCUAUCAUAGAUGGAACGGGCUCGAUUGGGGCAGCUGUGGGCCCGCUGCUGACAGGCUACAUCUCGGCCCAGAGCUGGAGCGCCGUGUUCACGAUGCUGAUGGGGGCAGCCCUGGUGGCGGGGCUGCUGCUGACGAGGCUGGUCGUGGCUGAGGUCGGUGCCAAGAUUCAGGGGGCGAGGAAUCCGGAAGGUUCUCGGCCGAGGUGCCCCGUGUUGGAUGUAUGA
Molecule: messenger RNA, 1581 nt
Organism: Striga hermonthica
Lineage: Eukaryota; Viridiplantae; Streptophyta; Magnoliopsida; Lamiales; Orobanchaceae
Source: the annotation of a GenBank genome assembly